This is a messenger RNA of Rhinichthys klamathensis goyatoka, 2804 nucleotides long. It is a transcript of the gene lipea, whose product is annotated as lipase, hormone-sensitive a. Gene Ontology annotation, biological process: cholesterol metabolic process; triglyceride catabolic process. Lineage: Eukaryota; Metazoa; Chordata; Actinopteri; Cypriniformes; Leuciscidae. Gene Ontology annotation, cellular component: cytosol. The coding region runs from base 222 to 2303 and encodes 693 amino acids. The transcript is spliced from 11 exons. Gene Ontology annotation, molecular function: triacylglycerol lipase activity; sterol ester esterase activity. The record is from RefSeq and is a predicted model, not a curated record.
AGUCAGUCGAAACUUUGACAGGCACGGAAGAGGAUACAAGCAAGCAAAAACACAAGACAUCCUCUACCAUACUAUUUGGAUAUGAAAAUGCACGAGUGUCGAUAGCAUUUCGCGACAGUGUGAUGUUCGAUAUGCGGUGCUGCUGUCAGCGAUCGCUCGCAGUUCAGACGCAACUUGCAAACGCGCAGUUCAUUGAGUGACAGGUAAGCAGUUUGUCAGACAUGGACCAUAAGGAUGUAUUCGCAGCAUUGCAGACAGUCUGUUCAGAUGUUAUCUUGGCUCUCAAUGGAUCCCCCGGCAGUCCUUCACAUGUGGACGCUACGAACCGUCUGUUGGGGGUGAUGAGGCAGGUUCAGGAACAUGGUCGGGCUGUUGAACCCUUGAUCACUGGCUUUACUACUGUCUAUCACCAUUUUGAUUUGGAUGCGCAGACGCCCGGCAAUGGAUAUCGGACCUUAGUCAAGGUGGUCCAUUCCUGCGUCAUCCACAUCAUCCAGAAGGCCCGUUACAUCGCAUCAAACUGUACUGGAGCGUUUUUCCGGUUGGACCAUAAUGUGACAGAAGUGGAAGCAUACUGUAGUGCCCUGUGCCAGCUGCGAGCGUUACUUUACCUGGCACAGAUAUUACUCAAUGACAAUGCCCACGGUGAGCUCUAUUCACAGGACGAAGGGGGUUUAAGCAAGAGGUUUGUGCAAGAGUACAUCUCCAUGCACAAAGCUUGUUUCUAUGGCCGCUGCUUAGGCUUCCAGUUUCCCCCCUCUCUCAGGCCUUUUCUACAGACAGUGGUCAUCAGUAUGGUGUCCUUUGGUGAAAACUACAAGAAACAGCAAACUGGGCUUGGCAUGGCUGCUCUUUCUUUCUUCACAUCGGGCAAAUAUGUGGUGGACCCUGAGUUGAGGGGGGAAGAGUUUGAGCGCAUCACUCAAAAUUUAGAUAUGCAGUUUUGGAAAACCUUUUGGAACCUUACUGAGUCUGAGCUAUUAUCAAGUUUGACAAGGAUUUCUUCCAGUGUGGUGCAAGUGAAUGUAACAUUAACUGUGCCAGCUGAAGGUCUGAGUUUGCCACUGGCCUCUGACCCCAAUCUCUCAGUCGCUGUGAACCCUCCACUUGCACACUGGGGCCCUGGGCCAGUCAACGUGCGCUUGAUCUCACACACACUCCGACAAGGACAGGACAGUGCAGAACUGUUAGCACUUUCUCGUCCUGAGGGGCCUCAGCUGUCUCUGCCGGGGAGUUUCAAUCGUCAGACAGCUCCUCUUUCUCCUUGCCUGAUCAUACACUUCCACGGAGGAGGCUUUGUAGCACAAACUUCAAAAUCACAUGAGAAUUACUUGAAGAGCUGGUCAAAGGAUCUGAAUGUGCCUAUUCUCUCUGUGGAUUACUCAUUGGCUCCAGAGGCCCCGUUCCCCCGGGCUCUAGAGGAGUGUUUCUAUGCUUACUGUUGGGCCUUGAAGAAUUGCCAUUUGCUGGGCUCGACUGCAGAGCGGGUUUGUCUGGUGGGAGACAGUGCAGGUGGUAACCUGUGUAUAACCGUCUCUAUGAGGGCAGUGUCUCAUGGUGUACGCGUUCCUGAUGGGAUUGUGGCAGCGUAUCCAGCAACUCUGCUGACAACAGACGCCUCACCAUCUAGACUACUCACUUUAAUCGACCCUCUGCUGCCUUUGAUUGUGCUCUACAAGUGCAUCGAUGCCUAUGCUGGUGCGAAUUGUCAGUCAGUACAGCCGGCUCAGCAUUUAGACACCCUGACUGCUUUGGGACAGGACACUGUAAAGAUGUUGAGUAACUUCGCCCAAGGAGCGUCAAAUUGGAUUCAGACUUUCAUAGAUCCAAAGGCACCACCAUCAUCAAAUGGUGCGACUACAUCAUCAAAUGGUCCUUCACCUUCCAAGUCACAUCCUGUUAAGAGACCACAGGAGGUCCAAGAUUACCCAGAAAAUUUUGAGCCUCUACGGUCUAGAUGUCUGGCGGAUAUACAGACACCUCGCACACCAAUAAUGAAGAACCCAUUUGUUUCUCCAUUACUUGCUCCUGACAAUCUUCUCAAGGGCCUUCCGCCAGUGCAUAUAGUGGCCUCUGCUUUGGAUGCCCUGUUAGAUGAUUCAGUGAUGUUUGCCAAAAAGCUGAGGAAUAUGAACCAGCCAGUGACGCUCACUGUGGUUGAAGAUCUCCCUCAUGGCUUCCUGAGCCUAUUUCAGUUCUCCAAAGAAACCCAGGAAGCAGCAGAUCUAUGUGUGAAACGAAUCAGAGAAGUCUUCCAGCAAGAGGAACUACCUGCUGAUAAGAGGCAGCCAGGGCUUAAUUAGACCACAAAGGUCUAAGAAAUUACAGUGAAUACAUCUAAAUAAUAAAUAAAGUGAAAGGUUCGAAACCCUAAAUUAGGGGAGUCCAUCCACCAGCUCAACUCCUGGAAACAACUGUAGAUCCAGCUUGCAGUACCAACAACAUCAUCAUCAUAUCUGCUAAGGCUUAAUAUGCAGUCUUGCAUCAGAGUGAUUCAUUUUUAGAUGUUCGCAAUGACCAUUCACUGUUCUGUUCUGCCCUAACAGAAUGUCUAAGCAUCCACCAAAAUUUCACCAUUGUGCCUGUAGUGAUGCAAUAAGAUCUAAGUUGCUUUUGCACUGCAAACCAACACUUUUUUUUAAGCAACUGCACUGUGGCUUGUUUUUCUUGUUUUUAGCUAAAAUCCAGUGGUUUGAAUGUUUAAACGUAGGGGUGUCAAACACACAGCCUUACUUUCUUUCAUUUAAUUUAACCCUUGUUCUGUUUAAAACCCUGUUCAAAUAUGACCAGCCUUUUAAAACUGC